Molecule: messenger RNA, 3549 nt
Organism: Passer montanus (Eurasian tree sparrow)
Lineage: Eukaryota; Metazoa; Chordata; Aves; Passeriformes; Passeridae
Gene: BLZF1
Product: basic leucine zipper nuclear factor 1
Exons: 7
Coding region: 949-2142 (397 amino acids)
Biological process (GO): Golgi organization; Golgi to plasma membrane protein transport
Cellular component (GO): Golgi membrane
Source: RefSeq, a predicted model, not a curated record
AGGGAGAUGGAGUAGGAGGGGGACGUGUUGGGCGGCUUACAGUGCUUCCGCACGUACCUGGCCGGGAUUGUAGCGUGAGGGAGCAGGAUCAGCGGCAGGUCGUGUCUGAUGGAGCAGAUAAGCCCAAAUACUCCUAAUCGGUCUUUCGUUGAGUAUUCUUGUCUUCUGAGGAACUAGGCUUUCAUCCUCCUCAUCAAGUAAAUAGAGAUCCUUAAUCAAAAGGAAUGAACAGCAGUGGUGAUUUUUAAGUAAGCGAACACACAAGUCCAGUUGUAGAAGCAACAGAUGGUGAGACAUCUCUGUAUCUGUAGUUUGAGAAAGCUCCAGGAGGAAAAGGUGUUUCUCGUGUCUUCUGUUCAUCUCAAAAGAUAAACAAGAGAAACCUGUCUGACACAAACCAAAUCUUUAGUCUAGAAACCCAGAAGUAGCAGUGUCCUCAUUGCUGCAAUUUUCUUUGUAGAGCAGAGAGCUGCUGCAAUGGAAGUCAAAAAGCUAUAGUUAAACCGUUUCAGUUAGUGGUACAGGGAAAGAAAGCAAGGGCCCCGGGGAUCUCCAUUGAAUAAUGGGGAAAACUCGGGAACAAAAACAGCCAAACAAAUAGGAGUAUCCUGAUCUCAAAGGAACAUAGACCCUAGAAAAGAGGGAGUGUAAUUGAGAGUGGAUGGCCCUGUGGUCAAUACCUUUGGUGGAUAAGGGAGAAAAUGGCCAGGAUGGUGGUUUGGAUCAAACUGGAGGUCAACUUUUGUUGUUAGUUAAACUAACCAUGUGCACCCAUUCAGGGCACCAAUGCCUUCUUUGACUCAGAAUUUGCCCUAUCAAAAAGGUUGUUUCAGCAAGCAGGACUGAAGGAAUGGUGCAGCUGUGCAGUUACCAUUGUUUCCUCCUCACCUCUUCAUCGGCUUGAAGCAGUACUUACCUAGUUAGGAAGAGCUGACUGCUAAAGAGAAAAUGACAUCUUUGGAAAAAGUUGAUGAUGCCUCAGCACCCAUUCGAGGACCUGGAGAUGGCAUGGAAACAGAGCAAACAGCUGGAGCAGUGGAAGUAAUCACCGGAGCAAACAGUGCAAGCCAUCACAUCCACCACAGCCCCCAUAAAAAGACAGCUUCUUCCCUGAGUCCUGGAGUUCUGCAGCUGGGGAAAGUACAUCCAGAUAAAUCAGUAGAGAUUGAAGCUAUUCGAUUAUUAGUCCCCAAAGCAGCCAUCACCCAUGUUGUUCCAACUAAAAAUGCUAAGAUAGCUAAAUCUGUGGGUCAUAAAGGAGACACGUUCCAUCAGUCAGAUGGAGCUACAGACCCCAAGAAAGAACAGACAGAGCUGAAAAAUGCAAUUGAAAAGCUAAAGAAUUCAGAAAAGCGGUUGUUACAGGAUAAAGAAGGUCUCUCUAAUCAGCUGCGUAUACAGACAGAGGUCAAUCGGGAGUUGAAGAAAUUACUUGUUGCUUCUGUUGGGGACGAUCUGCAGUAUCACUUUGAACGGAUGGCUCGUGAGAAGAAUCAGCUCAUCCUAGAAAAUGAAGUCUUGGGCCGGAAUACGGCUCAGUUGUCGGAACAGUUGGAGCGCAUGUCUAUACAAUGUGAUGUGUGGAGAAGCAAGUUCCUAGCAAGCAGGGUGAUGGCUGAUGAGCUGACCAAUACCAGAGCAAUUCUUCAGCGCCAAACCAGGGAUGCACAAAGUGCAAUCCAGGACUUGCUGAAUGAACGCGAUCAGUUCCGUCAAGAGAUGAUUGAUACGCACAAGCUGCUGGAGGAGCUCAUGGUCUCUCUUCAGUGGGGGAGACAACAGACAUACUAUCCUAGUGCCCAGCCUUACACUACAACAGAGCUAGCAGCUGUGAAUUGUAAGCUAGCCAAAGCUGUAAGCUCACAUCUUCUAGGAAAUGUUUGCACUAACAGUCCAAAAAAGACUUCAACAGCUAUGGAGUUUUGCAAUACCCCUGCUGAGAAAAUGGCUGAAAUGAUGCUGCAUGUACUGGAUCCAGCUGCACAUCCAGAGACAUCAACAGAAGUUUCUUUUUCUGAGACUUCUCCAUCUUCUUUCCUUUCUACAAAGAAAAGUAUUGGAAGGUUUCACCCAUAUACAAGAUAUGAAGAUGUCACCUUCAAUUGUUGCAAUCACUGUCAAGGAGAGCUGAUAGCCCUUUAAAAGCCCAGCCAAGGCAGCUGCACAUGCACUCUUUCUGAAGAAUUACACUAGUUGAUGUUCAGCAGGUUUCCUUUGUCCUUUUUCCAUAAUGAGUAGGUAUGGCAUUGGAAAUGGUGCAGUUUCUGCUUCCCUACCUCUUGAAGUUACAGAUUGACAGGAUUUCCAUAGUCUCUGGGAUACUUCUACUAUUUCUCAGCGGGGAAAGCUACUUAUUUUCUUAUACAAAGGCAAGCCAAAAAACAUUAUGCUGGUCCAAUUUGUAGAGCAUAGAGAUGCUCUUGACUAUUAACAUUUAUAGUCCUAUUAGCAAAUCUUAAUGAAUUUCCCUUCAGAGGGAGACAGAAGUGUAACCGUACCAAAGCAAAUGAAGUGCUGAUCAGUUAUGCCUAAAUUUAAAAAUAAAGUAAUGAUAAAUGGUCAGUUAUAUGCCUUUUUUUUUAAAUUUUAGCCAGGGUGAUGAACUGCCCUCAAGUCUAUGUUCUACCUUUUAAAGUUAGUCAUAAAAAGGAGUAUGUGCAAUGAUUCUUCAUAGCUGUAAGUUCUGAAAGCAAGACUAUGUGCAAUGUCAGCCCUCCUGUCAAGAAGGAGAUAAAGCUUGAGUGAACUCUAGCUAUAAUACAUAAGUAGUAACUGCUUUCAAGUGGGUUCUAGAAAACUGUGGGGUGAGGUUUUUCUUGUUUCCACAGAGCUAAAAUAAUGGCUUUUCCAUUGUUUCAGCUUCUAGAGUGAAGCUGCUGCAUAGCUGAUCCUCAGCAAAGGCAGAUUGACAUAGUUCCUUUACUACAUAGCAUUGAAUCCUGGCCUGGCAUUAGGACUCAGUCCUUGCCCAAGGUUUUCCUGAGUAUUAUUGGGAAGGUGAAGAUAAGCACUAAGUUUGCAUUGGUACUGCUAAAAAAAGUACUUUUUUACUUGUAUGGUUUUAUAAUCUUUAUGUAGAUUUGAAGUUCUUGACAUAGGCUUGAAGAGAAUUUCUAGGAGACAAUCUGCUAAAUCCAAAGAAGCCUAUUUAAGUUUCUUAGUUUGACAUCCAAAUUUACCAUAUGAAGCUGUCUAGUUUAGGGAAAAGGUUUCUGAAAUGGUUGUUUUUACCCAAUUUUCCUUUGAAUCUCAUACCCAUGAUCAGAAUAUGUAAGCUGUGAGUUCUUGCUGUUGCUGGCUCUGAUUUAGUUUACAUGGAGAAAGUUACAAUAAACAUCCUUUACUUGCUUUCAUGUAAAGGCUGGUCUCUCCAGAGUGUUUGGGUCCCAUCUGGCAAGCUUCGGACUGUAGCCCCUUGCAGCCUUUACAAGGACCAAAGUAAAAGACUGGAGGUGCUCUUCUCCUCUCAGGACCAAAGAUCCCACAGCUUUGUUGUGGAAUGACUCCAGGGGAUCUGAGAUGGGAAAGAGGCAGUGUCCCAGAAGAGAA